This is a messenger RNA of Olea europaea var. sylvestris, 1020 nucleotides long. Its product is annotated as pyridoxal phosphate homeostasis protein-like. Lineage: Eukaryota; Viridiplantae; Streptophyta; Magnoliopsida; Lamiales; Oleaceae. Gene Ontology annotation, cellular component: intracellular anatomical structure. The coding region runs from base 123 to 854 and encodes 243 amino acids. The transcript is spliced from 7 exons. The record is from RefSeq and is a predicted model, not a curated record. Gene Ontology annotation, molecular function: pyridoxal phosphate binding.
CUCAUAUUUUUCGAGGUUUGUAUUUCACCAGAAAGAUCCCUGCGAUUGAAGUGUGGUAUGGCCAUAUCUGUAAUAAAAAAUCUAAAACUCAAAAGGUGAAAUAAAAACCAAAAAAAUCAUUAAUGGCGGCCCCGGCAGUGGAGGGGGCAGCUGUAACGGCGCUUCGGGCGGUAUUUCACCGAGUCCGGCAGGCGGCAGAGAGGUCCGGCCGUUCUUCCGGUGACGUGAGGGUGGUGGCUGUCGGCAAGACCAAACCCGUCUCCCUCAUCCAACAAGUCUAUGACGCAGGUCACCGGUGCUUUGGUGAAAAUUAUGUCCAAGAAAUUGUUGAAAAAGCCCCUCAGCUGCCGGAGGACAUUACUUGGCAUUUUAUUGGGCAUUUGCAGAGCAAUAAAGUGAAAACUCUAUUGACUGCUGUCCCAAAUUUAGAUAUGGUUGAAGGCGUAGACAAUGUGAAGCUUGCCAAUCAUCUGGACCGUGCAGUUUCAAACAUCGGGAGGCAGCCUUUGAAGGUCUCAGUUCAAGUUAAUACCAGUGGAGAAGAAUCAAAAUCUGGUGUGAAUCCUACAGAUUGUGUAGAUCUUGUAAAGCAUGUCAAGCUAGGUUGCCCAAAUCUCGAGUUCUCUGGUUUAAUGACAAUAGGGAUGCCUGACUACACAUCAACUCCUGAAAACUUCAAGACUCUAUUAGACUGUAGAUCCAAGGUAUGCAAGGUGCUUGGAAUGGCAGAAUCCCAAUGUGAGUUAUCAAUGGGAAUGUCUGGCGAUUUUGAACUUGCGAUUGAAAUGGGCAGUACCAAUGUGAGAAUUGGAUCAACUAUAUUUGGACCCAGGGAAUAUCCAAAGAAAAAAUGAAAGGGAAAUCGUUUUUUAUCACUUUCAUCCAUUGGUGGCGCACCAAUAUUUCUUUUGUCAAUGACUUCUACAGUAAUUGUAACAGUGCUCAAGGCGGGGAAUGUCUCGUCUUAGUUUAAAAUACCUUGGCAAUUAUAAUAUACCGUUAACUACUAUUUUUUUCUCA